Molecule: messenger RNA, 2864 nt
Organism: Xenopus laevis (African clawed frog)
Lineage: Eukaryota; Metazoa; Chordata; Amphibia; Anura; Pipidae
Gene: fam43b.L
Product: family with sequence similarity 43 member B L homeolog
Exons: 1
Coding region: 978-1934 (318 amino acids)
Source: RefSeq, a predicted model, not a curated record
UUUGAUGGAUGGAAUGUCCCCCUCCUUGGGAUAGGGGUCCCAGACUCCCAGUUAUAGGCAGGGCCCUGCUGCAUCUCUUCCACUGUCUGUUCUAGGGAAACAAGACUCGGUGAAUGACAGACAAGUCAUGUCAUGUGAAUUAUUUGCCCGGGGUCCUUUAGUAAAUAAGCUCAGGAGGACACACCCACAGCACAUAGGGACACACCCAUACACAGAUCUAGAACACUGAGAGCAGAGAUACAGUGGGAGCUGCACUGCCCGGGGGAAUAAUAGUCAGACCCACCCAGGAGUCAGCGGCAGCUGCACAGACAGGGCGUGUAAUUAACUCAGGGGGCAACAGGGGGAGCAGUGGUCCCUCCCAUUCUACCCGAAGGCUGUCACUGGGGCUGUCUCACAAUCUCACACUCUCACUCUCACACUUUCUCCGGAGCAGCGCUCACAGCCUGACACCAUCUGCACUGGCACAUCUGUACUGACUGCCACCUGGCACCUCACUGAGACUGGAAACCAGUAGAAGACUGAUUAGACCUGGUGCCCAAACUGCACAGAAAGCUGCACACUGGCAGCACCUGAGCUGUACAAAUAGCUGCAACUAGAUCUGGCAUCACAUAAUACCUGGCACAAACACCUGGGCACCAACCAACGCUGAGUUGAUACCUUGAAGACCCCACUGAAAUUUGGCAUUCUCGACUUGGCACUCCAAGGGCAAUUGUUGUUGGCAAUCCAAAAGACGGAUGUUGUGAAUACUGACAUUCCCCUGUACCCAGAACAGGCACCAACUUCACUAAAGGGCAAGGCUGGUACCCGCCUGGCACUGAGAGGUUGGUACAGGAGCUAGCACUAAAAGUUGAUCCCUAAGCUCAGAGCUGGCAUCUGAUUGAAAGUGAGCACCCCCGGGAAUUGAGAGGUGGCAUCUGAGUAUACUGAGUUGGCACCCAGGCUGUACAAGGCCUGGCAUCUCUCUAAGAGCUGGCACCAUGCUGCCCUGGAGGAGGAAAGGAAAGUUUGUGCUGGCACAGAAAGAGCAGGAGGGCAAAGCAUUAAGUUACCCCAGGCUGCUGCCCUCCUUCCUGCGCUCCUGUCCCGAUCUUCUACCCAAUAUCUCCGGGCAGUGCCUGGGCACGGUGUUCAGGAGGAAGCGGCAGACGGUGGAGCUGACCCGGGAGGAGCCCAGUGACAAGGUGCGGUACUUGGGCAGUGCGGUGACCCUGCGGGCCCAAGGGGAGGGCUGCACGGCGGAGGCGGUAGGGCAGAUCUGGGAGCGGAGCGGGGGUGGAAGCCGGGGCCCCAGGGUGAAGCUGUCGGUGAGUAGUGAAGGCAUCAGGGUGUUCCCUGGGAAGGGCAAAACUGCCAACACUUACCUUCUGCACCGAAUCACCCACUGUUGUACCGACAGCGCCCACCCCCGGCUCCUCUGCUGGGUCUACAGGCACCAAGUCCGGCACAAGGCGGUGGUGCUCCGGUGCCAUGCGGUGCUGCUCCCCAGGCAUGAGAAAGCUGCGGCCCUGGCACUGAGACUUUGCCACAUCUCACGGGCAGCCUUUUGCGACUUCAAGCGACUAAAGAGGCAGAACGACUACAGGAGGGGGCAGCAGGAGAGGCUGGGGCAAAGUGUUGUGCCCUUGGUGCCCCUAAGGAAGAUACUGAAUGCCAGGUGCUAUUAUCAUCCCCGGGAGGUGAGGGGCAGCGGGGCACUGGGGCUGAGCUCAAUCCAAGAGGAAGAAGAGGAUGAGGACGAAGAGCAGAAUAGCCCAGGGAGGACAUGCGAUCAGGGCUCCCACAAUUUACUGGAGAACAAUGAGACCAUGUUGGACUUGGUUCAAGAGCUGAGGAGGUUGAGUAUCCAGAGAGCCCUCACCCAGAGUCUCAACUGGACCUUCAGCCACCCAACCUGUGCCAUUGACUGGAAACAUCCUAUGAGGACUAUGUGCUGACACCUGGAGAUCCCACCUUCCAUCUCAUACUGACCUUCCAUCUCAAUUCCUAAUCCUUCUCAUCACAUGGAAUAUGUGGGGUACUCCUACUUUUAGAGCACAUGCCCACCCCACAAGGACCUUACAAUCAGGGGACAUCUGAGGGCCCUAUGAAGACUGCUGACUGUUCACAAGGAGUAUCUGGAAUGCAACCUUUUGCCCCAAUUUUCCAUGGACACUUUUAUGGCAGAAGUACCUUUCAAGGACACACCCAUGACUUUUUACCUAUCUGUUCAGUGGGGAGCACCGGGGUGGGGGGUCUUGGUGUACCAAAGCUUUUCAUCACCUGUUUCAGUUCCAUCAGCCAAACAAUGAAGUCAUUAAGGUGCACCUCACCUUAUCUUUCCAACAUGUGGUCUGUUUUUAAAGGGGUUUCAGGACUGUAACCCAAUCCUCCAUGAACACAUGUCCUGUCCCCAUUCUAUUGACCUUACAGUGACUGGAGGAACUGGAGCGCAGGAUGGGGGGUGGUGUGAGAUUGGGGGGCAGUAACCCCCCGCUGGUUCAUUCUCCAGGAAGUCUAGUGUCUGUCCCAAAGACUGAAGAUGUUGCCACUCUCCUCCCUUUUUCUCAAUGCCCAGUCUCACCAUGUCAAACUGCCACAACAAAUGAUUGACAGUUGACCCCAUGCUGUGUGUCCCAUUGCACAGACAGGAAUAGGCUUUUAUCUGUUACUCAUUAUUCAGCUGUUUCUGGCAAAGGCUGAUGCCCCUCGUUGUGCCAACACUUUAUGGAACAGAAGCCAUUGUGCCGUCUUUAUAGGUUUACACAAAGUUUAUAUUAUUUCAUUCAAUUAAUUUUUUAUUGGAGGAAACCUGCCUGGACUUGUUUCAUAAGGAAAAUGCAUUAAAGGGGCAGUCACACCAAAAUAAAAUAAUGUUGUACUUGUAA